Messenger RNA from Symbiodinium natans, 3957 nucleotides. Lineage: Eukaryota; Dinophyceae; Suessiales; Symbiodiniaceae. The record is from the annotation of a GenBank genome assembly.
AUGGAGAUCCAAUUGGUUGUGCCUGACGUCAUUGCCUGGAAUGCUGCGAUCACAGCCUGCAAGAAAGGCAGCCAAUGGCAGGGAGCUUUGGCGCUUCUUCCCAUUAUGACGACGCGGCAACUGCGGCCGACGCUGGUCACGUUUGCCGCAGCUGUGGAGGCUUGUGGUCACGGUCAGCUUUGGGGCCAAGCGCUGGAGCUCCUGCAGGAGACUUCACGUCACAGCAUGCAGCCAGACCUGGUGCUUCUCAACGCCGUAGCCGCAGCUGUUGCACGAGGCGGUCGAUGGCAGGUCGCGCUGGCGAUCUACAGUGAUACCCAGCGCUACCUGAAGCCGGACAUCAUCAUGGUCAAUACCGUCCUGGCGGCCUUUGCUCAGACUUGGCAGUGGGAAGAGUCCUUAACCAUGCUGUCCAAGUCCAUCAGGCAACCAGAUUCAAUCUCCUACAACACCGUGAUGGAUGCUUGCUUCCGUGCGAGUCACUGGGAGUUCGUCUUGGAGCUGCAACUGCAGAUGAAGCAGAGGAAGUUGCGCAUGCUCGAUGGCACCUUCAACGCGUUGAGCCGGGUCUUCGAGCAAACAUCGUCCUGGCAAAGUUGUCUGCAGUGCCUAGCCGAAGCCUCCCAUGCUGGACUGCAGCUGAGCCAGCUCACCCUCGCGGUAGUGGUGUCAGCAUGCCAGAAGGCAAGCAAAUGGCCCCAGGUGCUCCAGAUGCUUGGAAUGAUGGAGGAUUCUGGAAUGGAGCUGGACGAUGUCUUUCAAGCGGCAGGUAUGACCAGCCAUGUCUUUUGGGGCGACUUGGGAAAAGCACUGGCUUGGUACAGGGAACGCCCGCUUCGUGGAUCCCGGCUUGGCAGUUGCAAUGCAGGGGGCGGAUGGCUGCCGGGCCGCCGCUUCGGGCACCUGGACCUUCACGGCCUCCAGCCUGAAGAGGCCCGCCUGGCAGUUUGCUGCGCCCUCUUGGAUGUCACGAUGCUGAAGCCCGGGAUGCUGCCUUCCUGGGGUCUUGUCAUCGUUACUGGGCGUGGUGCGCAUUCUGAAGGUGGCACCAUAUUGCGGCCAGCUGUUUUACAGCUGCUGCAAGAGCUCGGCUUGGCAGCCAAGCCGGCGGACACCCUCUAUUCGUUUCACAAAGCCAACAUCCACGAGCGCCGCCGUGCAGCUACAUUUGCCCGAUUGUUUCCUUUGCUAUUCUUUCUGUUUGUCACUUUCCUUGCGGCCCUUGGCUUCGUGUUGUCAACGAGACUGCUGCUGACAAUUUGCGCAAUUUUGAAUGCUAGCCUGUGCAUUGGAAUGAGCUGCAGAGGAAUUCUUUGCCUGCUUGGUGUCCGGAAGAUGGCGCUCGAGUUGCAGACGGAGACUGUGGAGCUGCAUGAGGAUGAUGUUCAGCACCUCAUCAUUAUCGCCAACUACAAAGAGGAUGCUUUGGAAACCUACGUAACAUACGCAAAGACGCCCAACAGGCCCAAAGAGAUUUCCCGUAAGUUGCGGCAACUUCGAUGCACAAUGAAGCUCAUCGACGAGCACUCAAACGAGGAACUGCUGGCCGGUUUGCUUGUCGGUGUUUGUUUUUUGAUUUCCCAGUGGACAGCAAUGGACGUCACUGGAGCUGAUCUGCGCGGCUCGAAUGCCCAGCUUUCCAGAACAGCAGAGGCAUCAGAGGAUGCCGUGUCCUCGGCCGGUCCUUUGUUGUCACUCACAGGCUUUCUCGUUAUGCCUUUGGUUUGGUCCGUUCCGGAAGCGCUGGUGACUGCUGAGCUGGCAACCUGUUUUCCGAGCAACGCUGGCUUUGUGGAGUGGGUGACAGCUGCUUUUGGCCCUUUCUGGGGCUUCGUGGAAGGCUUUCUGUCUUGGGUAAGCGCAGUUGCCGACGCCUCGCUGUACCCAGUGCUCUUUCGGGAUUACUUGAUCACAAUCUGGCCUGAGAUUGGAUCAGGUAUAGUGGGCCAUGUCUUCAUCGCCCUGCUUACCGUUGCCAUUACUGCCUUGAACUAUGUUGGAUUGAGUAUCGUCGGCUGGGUGGCAUUUGCUUUGGCAGGAUUCGUUCUCUCCCCCUUCGUCUUCAUGGUGGUGGUCGGCACUCCGCAGGUUGAACCAUCUAAGCUGCUGGUAUGCCCGCCCGCUUCGGAAGUGGACUGGUCAGGCUUUCUGAAUGUCCUUUUCUGGAAUCUCAACUACUGGGAUUCGGCUUCAACGCUUGCCGGCGAAGUGCAGGACGCGGAGCGAACAUACCCAAAAGCCUUGGCCAUGGCUUUGGUUGCUGUGGUGCUGUCGUACCUUCUACCAUUGUUAGUCGGGCUCGGCAUUCCUGGGCCAGCAGCUCAUUGGAAAGACUGGAAAUCAGGUGAACUGGCGCAAGUGGGCGGGCAGCUGGGUGGACCGUUUGUGAAGUCAUGGGUGAUUGCUGGUGCUGCUGUCAGCUGUCUUGCACAGCAAUUAUCCGAAAUGGCCGAAGGAGCUUUUCAGCUUCAAGGUAUGGCAGAAGAUGGAUGGUUGCCAAGCUUCUUCGCACGUCGGUCGCGCUAUGACACGCCUUCGGUUGGCUUGUUCUUGAUUGCCGUCCUGGUAUUGGUGCUCAGCUCCUCAUCAAGCUUCAGCGCCAUCAUCAACGUCUUAAACGCUGUCUACUGCAUUGCCCAGGUUCUGGAGUUCUCGGCAUUUCUGCACCUCAGAAGAAGGCACAAUGACAUGGCACGCCCCUUCCGGGUGCCAUGCUCAUUUAAGGUGUGCUGCCUGAUGCUGGCGCUCCCUAUCGCCUUCUGCUUCGUGCUUUUGACUCUCCCCUUCUUCGCCGGAGACUGGUUGCAGGUUGGCGCCAUUGGCGGUUCUGUAUUGAUGGCUGUCCUUCUUCACCACGGCUUGGAGUUCUGCCGACGAAAUGGCUGGCUGCACUUUCGCAGGCAACCUCCCAGAGGACUUGAAGACAUUCUCGCCGCUCAGACAUCGCAUUUCGCCAGCGCAGCCAGCGAGAGUCCGCAGCACAGCAGUUCUGAGACCUUCCUGGUUCCGGACCUGCAGAUGCUGUCGCAGACUCUAACUUCGUUGGCGCAGGCGCACGGCGCCGACUCCUUUCACGUAGUUCUCGCUAUGGAGGCACGCGAGGGUCCAGCGGCACUGCAAAAGGCCGCCCAGCUGGCCGGCGGCUUUGCGAAGCAUUUUGCCACGUUCCGAAGCACGAGUCAUCCCUCAAAUCUUCGAGAGGAACAUGUCGAUGGUUCAUCGGAUCCAGAAGUUCCCGGCAAGGCUUCGAACGUGAAGUGGGCGGUCCGGGAGGCUCACAGAGAGCUUCUGAAGGAGUCGGUGGAUCCUACUUCGGUGAUUCUCACAGUCGCAGACGCGGACGUCGUCUUCCAUCCACGAUACUUCAGCCGCUUGACCAGGGACUUCGAAGCACUUCGUCAGUACGGAGGUGGGCACGAGUGGACCAUUUGGCAAGCACCGCAGCUGCCAUUCCGGAACUACUAUGCAUCGCCCGCGUGCUCCAGGGUGUGGGCGUAUGUUGCCUCCAUCUGGGAAUGUGGCGGUGUUGCUGGCCUUAGCUUGGGAAGCGAGCAUUUUGCCUUCAGCACGUACUCGCUGCCGCUGCUGCUGGCGGUGGAGGCUGAGGCGCACGAGGGCGAUGUCAUCGCGGAGGAUCACCACUGCUACAUCCGCUGUUUCUUUUACAGCGCUGUGAAGGAAGCUGCGCUCGCUCAAGGAGGUCAGGCGCUUCCAUCCUCAGGCCUGGUCAGAGCCCGCCUCCGGCCAAUCUUCCUGCCCGUCAAGUCCACGUCUGUCGUUUCUGACAAGGGCAUGUGGCAAACGUGGAUUGACAGGUGGUUUCAAGCAAAGCGACAUGCUCAGGGUGUUGCUGAGCUCUCUUUCUUCGCACCUCGCUUGCAAAGCUUGGAUAAUAUUUGUAAUAUGUGUCUAUUUGCUGUAAGUAUUUGUGUGUGUAUAUAUAUGCAAAACCUAUAA